CUUAGUGGAACACUUCAGAGCUAAGCUUCAAAGCAAGGUGCAAGUUCUUGAGAGGAAUACAAAAAAAAAAAAAAAAAUAGUGAUAGAGAAAAACAUGCUCAAGGUUUUAGCUUAUUUCUUGCUGUUUUUGGCACUGAACGGUCAAACAAGUUUGGGACAAGUGAUGACUGGUGCUCCUGCAGCUGCUCCCUCCCCUCAGCCUCCGUUUUUGCCACCUCCACCAAAGCCACCAAAGCCAAUGCUUCCCGAAGAAGAGGUGGAAGCUGUCAAGAGUCUGCUUCGACUUAUGAGUCCAUACUCGCCUUUGGGGCCUGCCUACUUCUCGGCCUUGAGUUGUCAUUUUAUAAAGUUUAGUCCUGUGCUUACAUGCAAUUGCAUGUUGGAGGACAAAACUUGCAGAGUGGUUCUGAUUGAUCUCUCAGGUCAGGAUAUAACCGGUUCUAUACCACCAGAAAUUGGAAACCUAUCUCAUUUGGAAUCACUAAAGCAGCUUGAUUGGAAUUUGAAAGAUGUAUACAGAGUGAUUUUGUCAAAUGUUCCUAUGGCAGUGAAAUGCAUUUGUUAUUUUGGCAUUUCCAGAUACUUGAGGUCAAAUAGUCUUAAUGGGUCAAUUCCCAACUCUUUUGUGAAGUUGUCUCAGCUUUCGGAACUCAACUUAUGUGAUAACAAGUUGGGAGGACCGCUGCCGAAGUUCCUUCCUGAACUGAAGUCAUUACGAAGCUUAUAUUUGUGCAAUAAUUUGUUUAGUGAAUCAAUUCCACCGGAAAUCGGAGGUUGUCCAAAGCUUGAAUACCUGUCUUUAUCUAAUAAUUCUUUGUCGGGGAAAUUGCCAGAUGAGUUGGGGCAUGUUUCAACACUUCGAGGACUGUAUUUGGCUGAAAAUCAAUUUGGGGGUCGGCUUCCUGAAUCACUGGGAAGCCUAGCUCGUCUUGAAGAGAUGUAUGUGAUGAACAAUCUUUUUGAUGAUCAGUUGCCUCAAAGCUUUCAGAAGUUGACAAAGUUGAAGGCUUUCAAUAUUCGAGGAAAUGCUAUCAGCAAGAGCAUCCCCCCAUAUAUUUUCGAGUGGUACAAACUUGAAAGAUUGGUACUGAUGGGAAACAAUUUUGAAGGGCAUUUACCAAAUAAAAUCUUAGGAUUGCCAAAGCUGACUUACCUGUCCAUAAACAACUUACCUGGAGGAAAGACAGGUGUUUUGUUUCCCGAUAUUCACAUUAUGGUGUCUCUGUCAUUCUUGACAUUGAGGAAUUGUUCACUCACUGGUCCAAUUCCUGAUUAUAUCUGGCGGUUCACAAACCUGUUUUACCUGGACUUGAGUUUCAAUAAUUUGACGGGGAUAAUUCCACCAGACUUGAACCAGUUCCAGCAACAGUUCGUCUUUCUUAGAAGUAACAACCUCAGUGGGACAGUACCUGGAUGGCUGACGAGUUUGAGUAACUCUAACUCAUAUGUGGAUGUUUCUGAAAAUUCCUUUACAAAUGUGAACUUGACUAACGGCAAUAUAUCUUCAAAUCUGAACUUGUUCGAAUGCUGCUCUCAAUAUAAUGAUACCACUGGGACAAUGACACACAAGCUUUCGAAAUGGCAACAAGCUGGCUACCACUGUGACAAUGACACACAAAUUUAUGAUCAUUUGUACAUUAAUUGUGGGGGAAAUGCAACAUCAGUAGAUGACCGUGAUUAUGAAGCUGAUACGCAAUCAUAUGGUGGAUCAACUUUCUUUCUGAGUACAAAUAAGACUUGGGCUUAUAGUAGUAUGGGAACGUUCCUGGAAACAGAUGACGAUGAAUUCAUUCUAAAUAAAACAUGCAAUAUAUCAAACAGUGAUGCAUCUUUGUACUCAAAUGCGCGCAUAGCUCCAAUAUCGUUGAAAUAUUAUGGAUUUUGUUUGAAAAAUGACACAUACACGGUUAAACUUCACUUUGCUGAAAUAGGAUGGGAUACAAAUACAUCUUCUACAAUCAGGAAGAGAGUUUUUGAUGUGGAAGUUCAGGGCGGCCAGUAUUACCUGAGAGAUUUUGAUAUACAAAAAGAGGCAGGAGAUGUCAAUAAGGUGAGAACCAAGGAGUUCAAUGUAUCUGUAAAUGACUCAAGACUGGAGAUUCAUUUAUAUUGGACUGGGAAAGGUUCAACUUACAACCCAACAAAAUACUAUGGUCCCUCAAUAUCAGCUAUUUCCGUUUAUCCUGCACCGAGGGAACCAGAACCAGUUGCAAGUAACGACAAAAUUUCUUCCUCUGCUAUUGCCGGGAUAGUUGGAUCUGCGCUGGUUUUUGGCAUAUUAAUCUUGGCUCUAUCCUGGGCAUUAGUCAGGAUUCGUCUUAGAAAGCUCAGAGAUCCCGGAUUCAAAAAUUUCGACUUCAACAAAUUAAAUGCUGCCACCAAUGGUUUUGAUUCUGAUAACAAGAUAGAUGUAGCUGGGAAUGUCUACAGGGGUGAACUCGAUGGGAUUCAAGUAGCGGUCAAACAGCUUUCAGCGAAUUCAGAAGAAGGGGCCCAUGAAUUCAUAACCGCAAUUGGUACAAUUUCUGCACUAAAACAUCCAAAUCUUGCAACGCUAGUGGGAUCCUGUGCCGAGAAAAACCUACUUGUCUACAAGUACAUGGAAAAUGUCUCCCUUCAACAUGCAUUAUUUGGUCCAGCAGAAGUCAAAUCAGAACUAAAUUGGGAAACAAGGUAUAAGAUUUGCCUUGGGGUGGCAGAAGGUUUGGCUUGUCUUCAUGAGUCCAAACAAGUAAUACACUGCAAUAUCAAACCAACAAACAUACUUCUUGACAAGGAUUUUACCGUGAAGAUAUCCGAUUUCGAAUACUCCCAAUUUCAUGAUUCUAAGCAUGUUGAUGCCCGGCCCAAUAAAGACGAAACUGGUCUUGGCAGUAUGCCAAAACCAAAAAUGACGGGACAUAUGGCACCUGAGCAGGAAAAAGGCAACCGCUUAACACCUAAAGCAGAUGUUUUUAGCUUUGGAAUGAUCACACUUGAAAUUGUUAGCGGACAGGAAAUUUGCCCAUUGGGGUCAAAGGAUUCAAAUGACUACCUUCCGGUUAAGGCUUAUAAACACCAGGUGGAGGGAAAGCUUACAGCUUUAGUUGAUCCAGAUCUGAAAUCAUCAAAUUAUGAACCGGAUGAAGCACAUACAAUGCUAUGUUUAGCAAUGACAUGUGUGAACCCAACCGCCGAUGACAGGCCCACCAUGUCAUCUGUGGUUAAAACUCUUAAAGACAGUGAGAAAUUUGGGGGAAAAAAAAAACCUGUUGUAAUUUCUGAGCCUAAAGCUACCUUCCCUCGGUCUACUCAUUCUGGGAGUACUUCUCACGGGGAAGCUUCAAAUACAACCAUUUCUCCAUCCAUCGGCAAUGAAAUUGAUGAUUCUCAAUGUCACUGAUUAAUGUUUUGGGAUCAGAAACCAUUGAGAUGGAAUAUGGUACUGUUCUUUCACUAGUUUUGUGGAUGCUUACAAAUGCCCCUUUCUGUGUGUGAAUAUGUAUUCUGCAAAAACAUAUUUUUGGUUUAUGUAUGGUGUAUCAACUGCUAUUGCAAAUUUCAAUGAGUUCCAAAUUUCAAGAAAACACACUAUAUUUUUCCAUG
This is a messenger RNA of Coffea arabica (coffee), 3585 nucleotides long. The record is from RefSeq and is a predicted model, not a curated record. NCBI's taxonomy places the organism in Eukaryota, Viridiplantae, Streptophyta, Magnoliopsida, Gentianales, Rubiaceae.